Messenger RNA from Hemiscyllium ocellatum (epaulette shark), 6103 nucleotides. It is a transcript of the gene tiam2b, whose product is annotated as rho guanine nucleotide exchange factor TIAM2. The transcript has 27 exons. Gene Ontology annotation, molecular function: protein binding; guanyl-nucleotide exchange factor activity. The coding region runs from base 277 to 5346 and encodes 1689 amino acids. Gene Ontology annotation, cellular component: membrane; synapse. Gene Ontology annotation, biological process: positive regulation of axonogenesis; activation of GTPase activity; small GTPase-mediated signal transduction. NCBI's taxonomy places the organism in Eukaryota, Metazoa, Chordata, Chondrichthyes, Orectolobiformes, Hemiscylliidae. The record is from RefSeq and is a predicted model, not a curated record.
CUUGUUGGACGAGGUGCGUACUUCAUCGUUGUAUGAAAGGGGCGGGAGGAGAAGGACGGGGUUUGGAGCUUUUCGUUCCUGAAAGUCGAUCAGUGGCAAGUUUCUUUCAGUAGUUGUGAGCCAUUAGUCAAUCGUGUGGGUGUGAAUAGGACGUCUGGCUCCACUUCAAUUUAAGGGUUGGAGUUUGAACAACUGCUUUAUGAAGUGUCUCGCCACUGGAUGCAUUAAAACAUACGGGAGAUGUUGGUGUGAGCAACUCUUGAUACAGAAUGCAAGAUGGGUAACUCAGACAGCCAGUACAAUCUGCAAGGAACUAAAGGUAACAUUGAGGGGAAGUCGAUGCCUGUUGGCAGGCAGAAGUCAUGUGCUCUGAAAAUUCGAAGUGUUCACACCAAUGAAGAAAAGUCACGCUCUUCUUUUGGCUGGGGCUAUAGUGGCAGCAACAUAGGUUACAAAGCAAGAUCUCUGGGCAAAAAUUGCCUUUCUCAGCACAAAAGCAACCAACGAUACACUUUCAAUAGUUCUUCACGUCAAAACGAGUCAACGAUGGGUAGUAGCAAAGCAUAUACCAGGUGUCAUCAGGGUCACAUGGGGAAAUAUGGGAAUGAUAAAUUAUCUGCAAACAAUUUUGGUUGCUUUUAUCUUAACAAAACAGACAAUCAUACUAAAGCUCCAGAGUACAAUGACUUUGUCUUAAAUGGACACAGGAUAGCUGAAAAUAUAACUCCAUUCAAGAAACCAGAAGGAGAAAGCAGUCCAAAGGUUCUUAUCAAAACUCUGGGAAAAUUUGAUGGGGACAUAAGGGUUGAGUUUCAUAGUGGCAAUGGUGAUGCUGGCAGCAAAGCACCCUGUGAAUCCCAUGGGCCAGUUCAACUUUUGAGAUAUUCUCUUGCAAUGGAAUCAAGUAAACAAAAUGAUGUACAAAUUGAUGGUAGUAAAGGAAACCUCAUGGACCAGAGUGCUUUGCUUGGUGAGGAGCGAUUAAAAUCAAGCAAAGGCAGCUCGAUCAGCUCUGAGUAUUCUUGGCCAGAGUUGCCUUGGGGACACAAUGCAUACACCAGCGAUUAUGAUAAAAUGCACAUAAUUGAGAAAGCUACAGAGGCAAGUAAUCUUGAAAGCAUUUUACCAAAUAAUGGCCAUCUCUUCCAAAGAUCAUCUGUCUCUUCUUUGCAAAUGGUAUACAAUGAUGCUGCUGUAGGACUUUCCAUACCCUCAGGGAAUGAAUUUUCAGAUGGCUACAGAAACCUGGCUUUUAAUCCUCACAAUUUGUUUGAGAGUACAUUUUCUAACUGCAUGAGUGCUCUAUCUGAUGAAGAGGGUAGAGGAAGCACACAAUAUACCUAUUAUACACUUCCGUGUCGAAAGCCCAAGCACCUGUCUGAGGAUGGCUCUUCAAGAGUUGCUCUAAAAGGUCGAAUGCGGCGUUUAAGUGCUUGGACUGGCAGCCUGACAAGAAAGAAGCGGAAACUACAGGACUCAAAAUCCAAGGAAAUAAGUGAAUAUUGUGAUAGUGGAAUUGAUGGCGUUACUGCAGACACAAGUUCUCCUUCCCAGGUGUCAAGUUUACUGUGGUCACCUGGCUUCAGCUAUACAUUGCCACCGAGAAGUAACUCUACCAAUGCAGUCGGUAAUGACGUCUUGAGACAGAGCAUUUAUGAAAACUUCAUGCGAGAGUUGGAAAUGGGUCAUAUGGAAAAUGCAGACCAGUCUACAGGAAGUGAGGAAACCAGCACUGAUUCCUUCAGCUCUUUAGAACAAUUGGAUUUAUUGUAUGAAAAAGAACAGGGGUUUGUGCGAAAGGCUGGCUGGUUAUCUUUUAAACCUCUUAUUACACAUCAGAAGGAGAGAAAAUUGGAACUUGCACCCUGCCGAAAGUGGAAACAGUAUUGGAUUUCUCUUAAAGGUUGCACCCUACUAUUUUAUGAAACCAGUGGGAAAAACCUCAUGGAGCAGAACAGCGUCCCCAGAUAUGCUUUAUUUGCCGAAGAUAGCAUAGUGCAGCCUGUACCAGAACACCCCAAGAAGGAAAAUGUGUUCUGUCUCAGUAAUGCUUUUGGGGAUGUUGUCUUAUUUCAGGCUACAAGCCAGACUGAUCUCGAAAACUGGGUUACAGCAAUACAUUCUGCCUGUGCAUCAGUGUUUGCAAAGCAACAUGGGAAAGAAGAUACAGUCAAGCUACUAAAAAAUGAAACCAAAAACUUCAUGCAGAAGAUCGAUAUGGAUGGAAAAAUGAAGAAAAUGGCUGAGUUACAGCUGUCUAUUGUAAAUGAUCCCAAAAACAGAAAAGCUAUUGAAAAUCAGAUUCAGCAGUGGGAGCAUAAUCUGGAGAAAUUUAAUGUGGAUCUGUUCCGAAUGCGUUGUUACCUGGCGAGCCUACAGGGAGGUGAGCUACCAAAUCCUAAGAGUCUCCUUGCAGCUGCCAGUCGGCCCUCUAAAUUGGCACUUAGCAGACUGGGGAUCUUCUCCGUCUCAUCAUUUCAUGCUCUGAAUUGUUCCAGAGAUGAAGCAACACUUCGAAAAAGAACGUUGUCCCUGUCUCAACGAUUAAGAAGUAAAAAGGGUUUGUUCUCUUCACUGAAGGGGUUAGACGAUCUUGGAAGGAAAGGAAAAGAAAAGAGACCCCUGAUUAUACAGCAUGAGCAAGAAGGAUCUUUGAACAUCCACUUUCCAGCACCAGAGGGUACAAUCUGGGACAGCUCUUUAGAGUCGACUGUUCGUGUCUGCUUUCCUGAUAACCAAGUAGUGAGCAUGGCUAUUAAACCGGACCAUACAGUGGGAGAUGUACUACUUACGGCAUGCAAGAUGAGACAACUGGAUCCAAUUCAUCACUGUGUUCGUCUUAAAAGAAUGGAGUACAAUAAUGUGGAAUAUUAUGUUCCUAACAGUUUGGACUAUAUACAGGAACAGUUAUUUGAUGAAAUAGAAAUCACCAUGAUGAAUAUUUACCACUUAAACCUUGAGAGGAAUGGAUCUGGAACCGCCUUUGGUUUUGCAGUUGCUGGACAGGUUGAUGGAAAGCAGCACAAUAAUUCUUUGUUUGUGAGUGAUGUUCUUCCUGAUGGUCUCGCCUAUAGAGAAGGUGCAAGAGUGGGAGAUGAGAUCUUGAUUAUAAAUGGUGAAAUGGUUGCAAAUCUACACCAUGCACAAAUUGAAUCGUUAUUUGCAGAGAACCACUUAAUACUGACUAUCAGAAGGUUCUCAUUAGAUUGCAACCAAAUGCCAACAGACUACAGCGAUUCACUAAACCACAUGAUGUCCCCACCUCCUUCUGACCAAUCAAAAUUGCUGGUUGAGUUUAUUGACAACCUUCUUCCUGUCCCUUCUGAUUUCACUAGUGUGCCAGAUGUGCCGGCUCUAACAAGAAGUAUCCCAACAGACUUUGUGGAGUCAUUGCAUCAGGAUGAAAAUACUGAAUCAUUUUUAAAGAGUGCAGAACAGGUUUCAACAUUCUGUCGUAGCUUACAUGAGUUGCAAUUAUCUAAUAUGGAUGGACAGAAGGAGAACAUUGAUCAAGACCUAAGGCCAUUAGCACGGCAUCUCUCUGAUGCAGAGAGACUUCGGAAAGUUAUCCAUGAACUCCUAGACACAGAGAAGUCCUAUGUGAAGGAUCUGAAUUGUCUGUUUGAAGUAUACCUGGAUCCCCUACAAAAUGAGACUUUCUUAACACAGGAUGAGAUGGAGUCAUUGUUUGGAAGUUUGCCAGAAAUGCUCCAGUUUCAGAAGAUGUUUCUGCAGACACUUGAUGAUGGUGUUGCCUUAUCGCCUGAUUUUAGCAAGCUGGAGACUCCAUCUCAAUUUAAAAAGCUCUUGUUUUCCCUGGGAGGUUCAUUCCUCUAUUAUGCUGACCACUUCAAACUCUACAGUGGCUUUUGUGCAAACCACAGAAAGGCUCAGAAAGUUUUGGAAAGAGCUAAAACUUACAAAGCCUUCAAAGAAUUCUUGGAUGCCCGGAAUCCAACAAAACAGCAUUCUUUUACCCUGGAGUCUUAUCUGAUCAAGCCUGUUCAACGUGUUCUGAAAUAUCCGCUACUGCUGAAAGAGCUAGUGUCUCUAACUGAUCCAGAGAGUGAGGAGCAUUAUCAUCUAACAGAAGCUCUAAAGGCAAUGGAGAAAGUGGCCAGUCAUAUUAAUGAGAUGCAAAAAAUCUAUGACGACUAUGGCACAGUAUUUGACCAGUUGGUUGCAGAACAGCCGGGAACUAAAAAAGAGGUCACAGAGCUUUCAAUGGGUGAGCUAUUAUUAUACUCUUCAGUUACCUGGUUAAAUCCAUUCCCGUCCCUGAGUCGAAUGAGGAAAGAUCCUGAACUGACAGCCUUUGUUUUUAAGCGAGCUGUCAUUCUGGUGUAUAAGGAGCUCUACAAAUUUAAAAAGAAAACCGGAACAGUACCACGCUCAGCUUACAUCCAUGGUGAUAUCGAUCAGUUUAAAUUCAGAUGGCUGAUUCCACUGUCAGCUCUUCAGGUCAGGUUGGGAAAUGCUGCAGGGACAGAUACCAACUGCAUCUGGGAAUUAAUCCACACUAAAUCUGAAUUAGAAGGACGGCCUGAAACAAUUUUUCAGUUGUGUAGCAGUGAUCCCGAGAGUAAAACAAACAUAAUUAAAGUGAUACGUUCAAUUCUGAGAGAGAAUGUUCGCCGCAAUAUGACCAAGUCAGAAGUGCCAUUCGAGAAACUGAAUAAAGAUCAUAUAAUUCCUCUGAGAAACAGACUGCCAUCCUCUGCUAAAAUUGCAUCAACACGAGCAUCAAAGUUGUUCAAACAUUCUCCAUCUUAUUGGAGUCAGGACUCUGGGAGGUGUAAUGCUAUUGAUUCUGACGAAUGUAGCCUGAGCAGUGGAACACACAGCAGUGGCUGCCAUACCUCAGAGAGUGGACUAGAACACAGUAGUCUUUCGUAUCCAAAGCAAGAACACAGUAGUGCAGAGGAACAACAGGAAGAUGAAGUAAAAGAAUCAGACAUUUUGAGUGAUGCUGAAGAUUGCUGCAAAUCAAAGGAUGAGACUUUGGCAAAUGAAAUCAAAGAACAAUUUGAAAAAUUGCAAAUUGGUGUUGAUAAAGUGGAUGUAGAGCAGGCAUCAAAUAAUAACCAUCUGGAUACAGAAGAGGUGGAACAAACACAUGGUCACCCCAGGCUUGUGCGAGGCCACUUCUGUCCAAUCAAAAGAAAAAGUACCAGUUCAAAGAAAAAAAAAGGAAGUCUGUUGCCCAUGCACAACCGAUCUCUAGAUAGUCAAUCUGAUGGGCCAAAUGUUGACUUGAAUUCUGUUUUGGAGAGAGAGUUUAGUGUCCAGAGCCUAACUUCUGUAGUUAAUGAAGACUGCUUCUAUGAAAACAUUGAAAGUAACUGAGAGCCUUAGAUUCAGCAUCUCAAAUGAGUGCUGCUGUGCAUACAAUGAUCAGGAAUUGUAGUUAGUUUGUUGACUUGUCUUUAUUUUAAAUCUCCAAGUUAUACUGUUUUGGUCAGUUUUCAAUUUUGGAAGUAAAUAUUAAGUUUUCUAAAGAAAAGGAAUGUUUAGUUUGCCUUACUGCUGUCUACACUAAGACCACAGCCUCAAAAAUAUAGACUUAAUACUUGUUUUCGUUAAAGAAAAUAAUUAGCAUAUUAGCCAAUAGUUUGUUGUGUCAAAUAAAAUUGUUUAGUUUCUACAAUACACUAAUUUUGUAUUGGAAUUAAGGCAGGUAUUGAACAGCUAAAGUAAUAUUUUCAGGAAGGUUAAAUUGAUUAUUUUAAAGCUAUAAAUCUUAAUUUUAUUUAUGGAUGGAAAAUAUUGGUUUACAUUAUAGCAUCAAGAUAAUGGAAUUUAUUCCAUUGUGUCUGGUUUAAGUUUUUAGAAAGCAAAGUAUGGCACUGUUUUCUUUUAUCCGUUUGCCAAGACAAACCUCUGGUGCCCUGACACAAAGAGUCAACAUAUUUAAGUUUUCAGCACUACAGCUUUCGUAGGAGCUGUAGUAAUGCAUGUGCCUCUUCAUGCUCACAUUCUUAAAGGUGUCUUUUCGCUUUGUACAUAAACUUUGGAGGUUGUGUAUAUUGUAAUUUUAUGAAAACUGCAUUGUAAAACUAGUUUUAACUGGUUAUAUUUUGUAUCCUUUCGAAUGACUACUUGA